This is a messenger RNA of Penicillium subrubescens, 654 nucleotides long. RefSeq names its product 60S ribosomal protein uL1. NCBI's taxonomy places the organism in Eukaryota, Fungi, Ascomycota, Eurotiomycetes, Eurotiales, Aspergillaceae. The coding region runs from base 1 to 654 and encodes 217 amino acids. The record is from RefSeq and is a predicted model, not a curated record. Gene Ontology annotation, biological process: translation. The transcript is spliced from 4 exons. Gene Ontology annotation, cellular component: large ribosomal subunit. Gene Ontology annotation, molecular function: structural constituent of ribosome; RNA binding.
AUGUCGAAGAUCACAGUCGCCGGAGUGCGCCAGAAUGUCGAUGAGCUGCUCAACUACUCUCUCAACGAGAAGAAGCGUAACUUCCUUGAGACCGUUGAGCUGCAGAUUGGUCUGAAGAACUAUGACCCCCAGCGUGACAAGCGUUUCUCUGGCACCAUCAAGCUGCCUUCCGUCCCCCGCCCUGGCAUGAGCAUCUGCAUUCUCGGUGACCAGCACGAUCUCGACCGUGCCAAGCACCACGGUAUCGAUGCUAUGUCCACCGAUGACCUGAAGAAGCUCAACAAGAACAAGAAGCUCAUCAAGAAGCUUGCUCGCAAGUACGAUGCCUUCCUUGCUUCCGAGGCUCUCAUCAAGCAGAUCCCCCGUCUCCUGGGUCCCGGUCUGUCCAAGGCCGGCAAGUUCCCCACCCCCAUCUCCCACGCUGAGGACAUGGCCGCCAAGGUCACCGACGUCAAGUCCACCAUCAAGUUCCAGCUGAAGAAGGUUCUCUGCCUCGGUGUUGCCGUUGGCAACGUCGGCAUGACCCAGGAUGAGCUUGUCGCCAACCUGAUGCUCUCCAUCAACUACCUCGUCUCCCUCCUCAAGAAGGGCUGGCAGAACGUUGGCAGCCUUGUCGUCAAGGCUACCAUGUCUCCCCCCAAGCGCAUCUACUAA